Protobothrops mucrosquamatus (brown spotted pit viper) is the source of this 1164-nucleotide messenger RNA. RefSeq names its product apelin receptor-like. The record is from RefSeq and is a predicted model, not a curated record. Gene Ontology annotation, molecular function: G protein-coupled receptor activity. NCBI's taxonomy places the organism in Eukaryota, Metazoa, Chordata, Lepidosauria, Squamata, Viperidae. The transcript has a single exon. Bases 1 to 1164 code for a protein of 387 amino acids. Gene Ontology annotation, biological process: G protein-coupled receptor signaling pathway; immune response. Gene Ontology annotation, cellular component: membrane.
AUGGAGGACCAGGACUACGCCUACGACGAGGAGCCGUCGGGCAACUGGAGCGAGGCCGGGGGGCUGGGGGGCUGCUUCUGGGAAGAGGCCGAGACGGACUGGGAGCUCUCCUUCUCGCUGCUGCCCGUGCUCUACAUGCUGGUCUUCGUGCUGGGGCUGUCGGGCAACGGGCUGGUGCUGCUGACCGUCUGGAGGGGCGCGCCGGCCAAACGGCGCCCGGCCGACGCCUACAUCGGCAACCUGGCGCUGGCCGACCUGGCCUUCGUGGUGACGCUGCCGCUGUGGGCCGCCUACACGGCGCUGCGCUUCCACUGGCCCUUCGGCUCGGCGCUCUGCAAGCUCAGCAGCUACCUGGUGCUGCUCAACAUGUUCGCCUCCGCCUUCUGCCUGGGCUGCCUGGGCUUCGAGCGCUACCUGGCCAUCGUGCACGCCCUGCCGCGCUCGGCCGGACGGACGGCAGCCUCUUGCUCGGCCUCCUGGCGGCCGCGCGCCUCCCGGCUGCUCUCGCUGGCUGCCGUCUGGCUGCUGGCCGGCUUGCUGGCGCUGCCGGCCCUGCUGCUGCGCCGGACGCGGCUGAGCCCCCGCGACGGCGGCAACGGCUCGGCGCUGGAGUGCGACAUGGAUUUCAGCGGCUGGGCCGGCAGCGCCGAGGAGGCAGCCCGCUGGCUGGCGGCGCUGAGCCUGGCCACGACCGCGCUGGGCUUCGUGCUGCCGCUGCUGCUGCUGACGCUGUGCUACUGCUGCAUCGGCGCCGCCGUCAGCCGCCACUUCCGACGGCGCGCCCGGCAGGAGGAGAGCCGGCGGGGGCGGCGGCGGCGGCCGCUGCGCAUCAUCGUGACGCUGGUGGCCGUCUUCGCCCUGUGCUGGCUGCCCUUCCACCUGCUGAAGAGCCUCUACGUGCUGGCCUGGGUGGGCGCGCUGAGCCUGCCCUGCGCCUGGCUGGAGCUGAUCCUGCGCCUGCACCCCUACACCACCUGCCUGGCCUACGUCAACAGCUGCCUCAACCCCUUCCUCUACGCCUUCUUCGACGGCCGCUUCCGCGCCCAGUGCCUGCUGCUGCUCGGCCUCCGACGGCCCCGCCGCGGCCCCGCCGGCUCCGUCUCCUCCACGCUCAGCGGCCAGACGCAGAAGUCGGAGCUGCCCUCCUCGGGCACCAAGGUGUAA